AUGCAAUCAAAUACCCAUCAUGAUAAUCGAUCGAAAUCCCAAAGUUCAUCUAUCAACGAAAAAGAUCAAAAUUGUCCUAGGAAGGAGGGAAAAUCCAAUGGGUCGAAAUCGAAAUCAAACAAAAUUCUGUCCAAAGGUAAGGAAAAUUCUCAACAUGAGGAACUUCUAAUGUCUGAAAAUGGAACACGAACUCCUUCUCGAAAUCCAUUAUCAUCCAGCAGCGAUGAAUGGGAACAUGCAGAGAACGAUGAUCCAUCCGAAAUCCAAGGUUAUGAAAGUGAUUUUUCUCAGUGGACAGAUCACGAAGAUACCGAAGAGGAGGAAUAUACGGAAUUGAAAUGGGCAGAGAUUCGGGGAGAAAAUGAUGAUUUUGUUCAUACUUGGUUAAAAGCAGUAGAAGGAGAAGGUUUUACCAUUGAACCUAGGAUGAAAGAUUUAGAUGUUGAAGGUAUUCAGAAAUCAGUAACCAGAUUUUUAUCUUACGAUAAAAAACCUGUUCAAACAAUUUCUACCAAACCUUUCCCAGGGAGUUUGUUUGGAUUCAUGGGUCCUACUGUCCCUGUACACCCCGGUAUCACUUCUUACACCAAUAUGAAUACCAAAACGCACACGAACAUGAACACGAACAUGAACACGAACAUGAACACGAACAUGAACACGAACAUGAAUACGAAUAUGAACACGAACAUGAACACAAACAUGAACACAAACAUGAACACGAACACGGACACGAAAAUGAAUAAGAAUAUGAACACGAAUGUGAACAUGAACACUAACAUGAAUAUGAACACGAACAUGAAUAUGAACACGAACACAAACACAAACACCUUCCAUCCAAUACAACCUUCAAGAUCUUUCGGUGAUUCAUCAGAAAUGACCUCCAAUCAAUCUCUACGUACUUUAGUUCAAUUCUCACCGAAUGAAUCAUUUCGAACAACAAAUAUGAAACUUUUAUCUGAACCAAUCCCAUAUCAUAACUUCCACAUUCGAGGAAGUAUUGACCCUAAAAUUAUAUCCUUUUAUUCAUUCAACACAUUUCCCUCUUCAAAACUCGUUUCUUACAAUCAACCAUUUCCAUCAAGUUCAUCAACACAAUUUCGACUUCUCACGAGUCCUUUUUCACCCAUAUCAAACUUGUUAAAUACUCGUGCCUCGAUAAACCAGACAAUGGGAUCUAGGUGGAAUAAACCUGAUUCAUUGAGAGAGUUGGAUCAUCCAGGUUCCUCGACAGGUUUUAUGUUCCCACUUUCCAAUCAUGACAAUAGUCAACCUAUAGGUAAUAAUCAACCUUGGGGUAAUACCCUACCUUGGGGUGUUAAUCUGCCUUGGGGUAAUAAUCAACCCAGUGGUAUCAAUCAACAUAUGGGUGAUAACCAACCUAGGGUUAUUAAUCAACCUAUGGGCCUUAAUCAACCUAGGGGUAUGAAUCAACCUAUGGGUAUUUGUCAACCAAUGGGUAAUAACCUACCUUGGGGGACAAGUCAACCUAUCGGUACCAAUCAACCUUGGGGGAUAAAUCGACCUAUGGGUAAUAAUCAACCUUGGGGGAUAAAUCAACCUAUGGGUAAUAAUCAACCUGUGGGUAUCAAUCAACCUUGGGUAAUAAAACAAUCUAUGGGUAUCAAUCAGCCCGUGGGUAUCUAUCAACCCAGGGAUAUGAAUCAACCUAUUCAACCAAAUCAGUUUAUCAUACCAAGUACCUUCACCCACGUUCCCAGUAUACCAACUUUCGUUCCAAUGGAGAGUAUGAGAGGUCUUUGGGAUAAACCAAGGCGUCAUCGAAAUUCAAGAAACAGUAAACAUUUUCAUCAAAUAGUUCAAACCGAACAAGAGAAAAUUCGUUUGAUGGAAUUACGAAAUCUCAAUAACCAGUAUCAACAUGAUGAUAAUCUACAUUUCAAAGAUAUGAGUACUUCGUCUUCAUCUGAAUAUAUGCCUCAUCAUGUUUUCUCGCAAUCAUCGAACACACGGACUGUACCUUCUCCCAUUAGACAUGGACUAGAGAUUGGUCCACUCGGACUUCCUAGUGGACAACAAUCACAUGAUUCAAAUCAUUGUAAAGUUCAAAACUCAGUAUAUCCAUUACAGCCAUUCCCGGUUUACACUCAAUGUCAUCAAUAUCAAAACCCACAUGGAGGGUUACAAGUUCAACUACAAAACCCAUAUGGAGGGUAUCAAGUUCAACCAGAAAAUUUCAUUUCGUAUCCGAAUCAGAAUCAGAAUCAAGUUUUCAGAUCUCACAAUCCUCGGCAAAUGUUUAUACCCCAGAACAUGGUGCAUGGUCAGUUUUCAUCGAAAUCUAUACCAAACGGAGAAAGAUCAAUGUCACAUGGUCUACUCCAGAUAUCAUCUUCAUUACAUAAUGGACUGUCGACCCAAUCGUCUCAGCCACAUGUUAAAGCUGUUUAUCAUAAUCCCUCUGGACGGGAUCCUUCACCAUACUAUACCAUCCCCCCUCAGGAUGUACCGAUUCCUUGA
Molecule: messenger RNA, 2478 nt
Organism: Tremella mesenterica DSM 1558
Lineage: Eukaryota; Fungi; Basidiomycota; Tremellomycetes; Tremellales; Tremellaceae
Exons: 1
Coding region: 1-2478 (825 amino acids)
Source: RefSeq, a predicted model, not a curated record